Cladophialophora carrionii CBS 160.54 is the source of this 855-nucleotide messenger RNA. RefSeq lists its product as uncharacterized. Bases 1 to 855 code for a protein of 284 amino acids. NCBI's taxonomy places the organism in Eukaryota, Fungi, Ascomycota, Eurotiomycetes, Chaetothyriales, Herpotrichiellaceae. The transcript has 2 exons. The record is from RefSeq and is a predicted model, not a curated record.
AUGAAGGGCUUCGGCCUUUUCCCUACCUUCGCCGCCCUCCUUCUCCUCCUUACAGCUCUCUCUUCGGCCUGGCCGUGGCCCGAGACCCUCGACAACAAGAUCGAUGCCUUGCUUGUCCCCCGACAAGAGAACGAUAACAAUGAUGAUAAUGCCUCUCCGACCGAAGACAAUGCCUCGAGUACAUCUGCCAGUCAGUCCGCUUCGGGCUCAGGGUCUCGCUCGACCAUAACAUCGUCAGCAUCCCUUUCGGCAUCGGGAUCCGGAUCAGGAGGCUCAGCAUCUGGAAAUGCUACCAGGACAACUAGCACCAAGACCACUCCAAUCGACCCUCGGUUACCUCCCGGCGGUGUUGCACUCAUCACUCCUGCUUUGAUUGAUGGACCUCAGUACUACAAGGUCGGAGAUUUUGUCACGUUCGCCUGGAACUACACCUCCUUGUCCGUAACACCAACCGCCAUCGAUGUGUUGGCUUCCUGUGCCCAAAAUGCACAAACAUACACCCUCACUUCCAAUAUGUCUGUCGAAGAAACAGGCGCCUUCACCUGGGAUACGGGUGAGAUGUACGCAACCGCCACCAAUCCCUUUCCUGUCGCCAGUUAUACUUUGAUCAUCCAUGACUCGUCGCAAGACAUCACAGACGUGCCGUCUGCUGGCUUUUUGGCUGCCUACCAGCAGUAUAUCUUUGGCAUGUACACACCCCAAGCCUACACUCCGUUGAACGAGUUCAAAUGCGCAACCUGCAGUGGCGCUCUCUCGGUACAUGAGAAGCAAGCCCUGAGUGUAAUCCUGACGGCAUCAGCUAUCACAGUCAUGUCAUUUGCAUGGUUUGCUAACGGCUUCGGGGUGUUUUCAUGA